UAUACCGUUUAAAUAUAUUCGAAUAUUAAAAUAGUACAGCCGUGUGGCUAUACUUUAUUCCAGUAUUUAAAAAGUAGAGCCGUCCGGCUAUACCAUUUAAAUAUAUUUAAAUAGAAUUAGCGCUCAAAGAAAUAAAAAAAUCAACCAAGAAUUAAAAAUUAAAAAGAAGUGGAAAAGCCCUGCUUUCCCUGGAUUUGAGUUUUGCUUCGAUUCCUACACUCUGAACUUUCCCUCUCUGCAUGGGUCAAGCUAAGGCUAGGGUUUUCUCUGAUCGGCGCUAUCCAUCUCCAUCUCCACGGAACUUCACUGUAAGUUCCCUUGUUUUUUUUCAGAAACUUUCACUUUUCAUUUUCUGAAAUCUUCACGGUUCAAUGUAUUUAUUGAUUAUUAUUUCAAAAUCGAGACACACUCAUAGAUAUGCUAUGCUUUGCUUUUAGAGUAUUCCGUUUGGUUUCCGAUAAAUUGGAAUAGAAAGUGAAGUAUGAAGCGGGUUUUGUGUGUUGCUUUGGUCUCCAAAGAUGGAGAUCAAAGAAGUAGUCAUUGAGGGUGGAUGAUGAUGGUGACAUUGAAAUUUUUUCCGCCAAUUGGAACAACAAGAAUCCAACUGAUCGCCUUUUUAUUGUCUCUUGCCUUAUCGCUGCUCUAGUUGGAAUUUUUUACUAUAGCCUACUCCGCAUUCCAAUGGAGGAGAAAUAUCAAUCUAAAUUGGAUGAAAGCAAUAGCCAGGUCAAAGAAAAAUCCAAAGGUUAUUGUGGUACCUUUGCUUGAUGGCAUGCUGGGAGCAAUCUUACCCACUCGUACUUGGUUUGGAGUUCUCAUGUCUGCUCUUGGGGUUGCUAUGCUGGAAUGCAGUGGAUCACCUCCAAAUGUUGGUGAUCUUUUGAACUUCUUGAGUGCAAUAUUUUUUGGAAUUCACAUGCUUCGAACAGAGCAUAUUUCAAGAAGCACAAAGAAAGAAAGCCUCGUAGCAAUUCUUGGAUAUGAGGUUUGUGUUGUUGCUCUCUUAUCCACAAUCUGGGUUUUCAUUGGAGGGUGGUUAGAUGGUGCCCGCUAUUCCAACAAAUCGUCAUGGAUAUGGACAUGGACAGAGCUAUGGGACUGUAUUGUUGCAUUUCCAUGGAUACCUGCACUUUAUACUGGUGCAUUUUUCAACUGGGUUAUGCUUAUGGAUUGAAGUAUAGUUCCUCAGAUUGCACCUAUGCAUAAUGUUUCAGCGACAGAAACAGCCAUAAUUUACGGGGAUGGAGCCAGUGUGGUUUCUACUUGGUGAAAGGCGGGGUACACUUGGACGGAUAGGGGCUGCUAUUGAGCUUGGUGGAAGCUUAGGGGUGCAGAUAUUUGGGUCCUCACCUCCCCAAGAAUUUACAGUGGCUGAAGAUGGUAAUGAUAAAGGUGAUCUCCGAUGACUUCCCACUGAGCAUAAAUUACAAAAUGGUCUCUCUACUUCCCCGAUUGUUGCCAGAUCCAAAAAGGAUGUCACAGGUUUUUAAAAAUGAUCCCUCCAUAUGUAUAUAUACAUAUAUAUAUAGCUACACGCUUGAAAUUAGCCAACUUAUAAUGUACAGAGAAAAAUUAUCAAUAAUUUUACGUCUUGAUUACCAUCUCCAAUGGAAACAUUUCUG
Prunus persica (peach) is the source of this 1622-nucleotide messenger RNA. RefSeq lists its product as uncharacterized. The record is from RefSeq and is a predicted model, not a curated record. The transcript is spliced from 7 exons. Lineage: Eukaryota; Viridiplantae; Streptophyta; Magnoliopsida; Rosales; Rosaceae. Bases 710 to 1174 code for a protein of 154 amino acids.